AUGCUUAUUGAGUUAGCUGGUGGCUGGGAAUAUAUAAAGAGUUCAGGAUUCCCAGAAGGUCUUGAAUAUCACACAAUCAUCCCACACAUCAUGUUGACACUCAAUCUUUUAACCGCAUUGCUGGCACCAGGUGUGCUAUCAGCUGCCUUGCUCCCUCGCCAGUCAGAUGAUCUCAGUGCAUUUGUCAAGUCCGAGUCUGCUAUUGCUCUUCAAGCCAUUUUGAACAACAUUGGUGCCGAUGGCUCUGCUGUUUCUGGGGCCUCUGCUGGCAUUGUGGUAGCAUCCCCAUCUAAAUCGGACCCCGAUUACUUCUAUACCUGGACUCGUGAUGCAGCUUUGACACUGAAGGUGUUGAUUGAUGACUUCAUUUCCGGUGACGACUCGCUGGAAUCUACCAUCCAGGACUAUAUCACUGCUCAAGCGAAGCUGCAGACCGUGUCUAACCCAUCCGGCGAAUUGUCUGAUGGGUCAGGACUUGCAGAGCCCAAGUUUAUGGUAGACCAGACUGCUUUCACAGGUGAAUGGGGUCGUCCUCAGCGUGACGGGCCCGCUCUACGAGCGACAGCCAUGAUUGCCUAUGGUAACCAUUUGAUUUCGAGCGAAAAGGAGGACGUCGCCAAGGCGAACAUUUGGCCCAUCGUUCAGAAUGACCUGAGCUAUGUCGCGCAAUACUGGAACCAGACCGGUUUUGAUCUGUGGGAGGAGGUCGAGGGCUCCUCAUUCUUCACUAUUGCCGCACAGCACCGUGCAUUGGUUGAGGGCAGUGCAUUUGCCAAGGCGCUGGGAGAGACCUGCGAUGGAUGUGAUUCCCAGGCACCUCAGGUACUAUGCUUCCUGCAGAGUUUCUGGAAUGGCGAAGCUGUCGUUUCCAACAUAGCCGACAAUGGUCGCACCGGUCUCGAUGCAAACUCCGUGCUUGCUUCGCUCCAACUGUUUGACCCCAAGGCUACUUGCGAUGACGCAACCUUCCAGCCUUGCUCUGCGCGUGCCCUGUCUAACCACAAGGUAUACGUUGACUCGUUCCGUGAGAUCUAUGGCGUGAACAGCGGCAAGGAGGCUGGAAGUGCCGUCGCUGUUGGACGUUAUGCUGAAGAUACCUACAUGGACGGCAACCCAUGGUACUUGACAACACUGGCUGCUGCUGAGCAGUUGUAUGAUGCUGUUUACCAGUGGAAGCAACAGAAAUCGCUGUCCAUCACCGAGCUCAGUCUUCCUUUCUUCCAGGAUCUGGACUCGUCUGCCGCCGUCGGAGACUAUGACAGCGAUUCGGACACUUACACCUCCCUCACUGCUGCAGUCACCAAAUAUGCCGAUGGGUUUGUGUCUGUCGUUCAGGAGUACACCCCCAGCGAUGGAGCUCUAGCCGAACAAUUCACUCGGGACAAUGGCGACCCAGCCUCUGCCAGUGACUUGACCUGGUCCUAUGCGGCAUUUGUGACUGCUGCCGAGCGUCGGGCUGGAACAGUGCCCGCUGGCUGGGGUGCAUCGGGUGCCAAUAAGGUUCCCGAUACAUGCGAGGGAAGCUCGGCUGAGGGUACUUACGCGGAGCCAUCAAUCGGCUCGUGGUAA
This is a messenger RNA of Penicillium vulpinum, 1569 nucleotides long. Its product is annotated as glycoside hydrolase family 15 protein. Gene Ontology annotation, cellular component: fungal-type vacuole. The transcript has 4 exons. Lineage: Eukaryota; Fungi; Ascomycota; Eurotiomycetes; Eurotiales; Aspergillaceae. The record is from RefSeq and is a predicted model, not a curated record. The coding region runs from base 1 to 1569 and encodes 522 amino acids. Gene Ontology annotation, molecular function: glucan 1,4-alpha-glucosidase activity. Gene Ontology annotation, biological process: polysaccharide metabolic process.